Messenger RNA from Alternaria atra, 1152 nucleotides. RefSeq lists its product as uncharacterized. Gene Ontology annotation, biological process: pectin catabolic process. Gene Ontology annotation, molecular function: polygalacturonase activity. The transcript has 3 exons. The record is from RefSeq and is a predicted model, not a curated record. Lineage: Eukaryota; Fungi; Ascomycota; Dothideomycetes; Pleosporales; Pleosporaceae. Bases 1 to 1152 code for a protein of 383 amino acids. Gene Ontology annotation, cellular component: extracellular region.
AUGAGAUUUAACGCUACAUCUACGUCAUUGGUACUUGCCGCUGUGGGAACAGCAUCUGCCGUACCUUCACCUUCUCCAACUGCAACCAUCGAUGCCUGUCAUGUGACAGAGUACGCAGCUAUUCCGGCUGCGGCUGAGGCCUGCACUGCAAUAAUUCUCGAUGGCAUAACCGUUCCUGGAAAAUCAACUAUUGAUCUUUCAAAGCUGAAAACUGGAACCAAGGUGACAUUCAAGGGAAAGACAUUCUGGGAAUAUGCCGAUGCAAACUAUGCCUUCAUCAAGGUGGGAGGAUCCGACAUUGAAAUCACCGCCGAGAAAGACGCCGUACUCGAUGGCAACGGUCAGGCAUGGUGGGAUGGUCUCGGUAGUAACGGAGGUCUUACCAAGCCAAACCACUUUAUUGAGCUGAGCAAGGUACUUGGAAAGAGUUCCGUUCACGACAUCUACAUUGAGAACUACCCCGUGCACUGCUUUAGUAUCCAAAACAGCGCUGGUCUGGAUAUCCACCACAUCACUCUCAACAACAGCGCCGGAUAUGCACCCAACAACCGCUCUAACGGCCUACCCGCAUCACACAACAGCGAUGGAUUCGAUCUGGGAAGCACCAACAAUACCAAGAUUCGCGACAGCGUCGUAAUAAACCAGGACGACUGCGUGGCUGUUACAAGCGGAAACAACAUCCUGGUCAACAACAUGUACUGCAACGGCAGCCACGGUCUUUCCAUUGGAUCAGUUGGCGGAAAGUCAAACAACAAUGUUACCAACAUAUCCUUCAAGAACUCUGUCGUUCUUAACGCUGAGAACGGAGCCCGCAUCAAGUCAAACUCGAACACCACCGGUUUCAUCUCCAACAUCCUUUUCGAGAACAUCCGUGUUGAGAACAUCUCCAUCUACGGCAUCGACAUUCAGCAAGACUAUUUGAACGGCGGACCAACUGGCAACCCAACAAACGGCGUCAUUAUCCAAAACAUCGUCAUGAGGAACAUCACCGGUACUGCGACAGAAGAAGGAAAGAAUUACUACAUCCUUUGUGGAGAAGGGAGCUGCAGUAACAUCAAAAUUGAUGACGUCAGUAUCACCGGGGGCGGAUUGGAGAGUUCAUGUAACUUCAAGACUGCGGGCAACUUCGACUGUGAUGGACACUUUGUAUAA